UGUUUAAGAAGAUACAUGUUAGAAAUAGGCGGGGUUUAUGACUUUGUGGAUGUAACAACUAGUGAGGAUUGGGCCUUCCGGUGGAGUGUUUUGGACGUUGAAGGAGCAAGUCUGACUGCAAAAAGCGAAAACAGACUUUGGUAGAAACGUCGUAGCUAGAUAUUUGAUAUUUGCACAGAAACUGUUCAAGACCUGUCGUAGUCGUCUCGAAACUCAAAAUGUACCGCUUGCGGGCGUUGUCUGCGGUAGCGGUGGGUCUGGUGCAGUUGUCCCGCCGUUACCAUGGUGAGGCUGUGAGGGGUGGAGCCAGUAAGAGGAGACUGAUGCUAGCAGCUCUGGUGGGUGUGACCGGGGCCUCAGCCAGCGCUGGACUACUCUGGACCAGAGCCUACGCAGACGCUGGGCCGUCCGUCGAGCACGACGAACAUCCCGAGGCAAAAGGGGCGGGGUUUGUAAAAGAGGCGGAGUCAGAGGCGGUGUCUGAGAGUUCGGUGGAGGCCAGCGAUGGAGAGGAGGGCGAGGGGGGCGGGAAGAUGAAGAAACCACGAUCAGGAUUCCGUGACCGCAAGGUGAUGGAGUAUGAGAAUAGGAUAAGAGCCUACUCCACUCCGGACAAGAUCUUCCGUUACUUCGCCACGCUGAAGAUCAUCAGUGAGCAGGGAGAUGCAGAGGUCUACAUGACUCCGCAGGACUUUGUCCGCUCCAUCACCCCCAACGAGAUACAGCCAGAAAACCUGGGUCUGGAUCAGUUCCAGGUGAAACGCUAUGAUGGAAAGGACUUCUGGCAGACGGAGAAGAUUUCCCAGGAGAGGGAGAAGUUUGCGGAUGAGGACAGUAUCUUCUUCACACUGGGAGAGUGUGGUCUCAUCUCCUUCUCUGAUUACAUCUUCCUCACUACCGUGCUCUCCACGCCCCAGAGGAACUUUGAGAUCGCCUUCAAGAUGUUUGACCUGAACGGAGACGGAGAGGUGGACCUGGAGGAGUUUGAACAGGUCCAGAGUAUCAUCAGGUCCCAGACCAGUAUGGGGAUGCGUCAUCGGGACCGUUCCACUACGGGUAACACCCUGAAAACUGGCGGCUGCAGCUCUGCUCUCACCACAUACUUCUUCGGUGCCGACCUGAAGGGCAAACUGACCAUCGGCCAUUUCCUGGAGUUCCAGAGAAAACUACAACAUGAUGUUCUUAAACUAGAGUAUAUGCGUAACGACCCAGUGGAAGGGUGCAUAACAGAGAGACAGUUUGGAGGCAUGCUCCUGUCCUACAGCGGGGUCCAGUCACGCAAACUCAAACAGAUGCAGAAGGGACUGAAGAAGAUGUUCAAAGACGCUCAGGGCAUUACGUUUGAGGAGGUGGAGAAUUUCUUUACCUUCCUAAAGAAUGUGAAUGAUGUGGACACAGCUCUGAGUUUCUAUCACAUGGCCGGAGCCUCCAUAGACAAAGCCACGAUGAAGCAGGUAGCUCGUACGGUGGCUAAAGUGGAGCUGUCUGAUCAUGUGUGUGACGUCGUGUUCGCUCUGUUCGACUGCGAUGGUAACGGGGAACUCAGUAAUAAGGAGUUUAUAGCCAUAAUGAAGCAGCGUUUGAUGCGGGGUCUGGAGAAACCCAAAGACAUGGGCUUCACCCGGUUGGUACGAGCCAUGGUGAAGUGCGCCCAAGACACCGCGUGGGACUUCGCCACGCCCAAACAGAAUUAGACACCUCUGUGCUGUGUGUUUAUCAUGCCCGAGAAGCAGUAGGGAUGGGAGGAAUGUGUGUGUGCUUGGGCAGGCGUGAGAACGCAAGUGUGUGUGUUCAUGUGUUUACUCUACUCUACACAACUCUAACCGCCAACGGCCCCUUCUCUCGCUCUUCUGGAUUACAGACAGACAAUUCAAUGGCAACAAUAGGCAAUAUAACUCAUAUCUCAUCACACCAAUUCAGACAACAAACUCAUUAUGGGUAAGAGCGUUGUGCCAGUAACCGAAAGGUCGCUGGUUCUAAUCCCCGAGCCGACUAGGUGAAAAAUCUGUCGAUGUGCCCUUAAGCAAGGCACUUAACCCUAAUUGCUCCUGUAAGUCGCGCUGGAUAAGAGCGUCUGCUAAAAUGACUAAAAUGUAAUUAUGACAGCAGCUCUGAUGUAAACAUAGGAAAUCACGCACGCUACUACAACAUGGUUAUUUCGUCCUAAAUGGCACCGUGUUCCCUCUGUAGUGCACUACUUUUGACCAGAACCCUAUGGGUCUUAUGGUCCCUGGUCAAGUGUAGUGCACUACAUAGGGAAUAGGGUGCCAUUUGAGACACUGAUGUGAAGGAUGCUGACGCGGCACAGUUUGUCCUAAGAGGCUUUCCAUGGGUUUUAUUAAGGGGAUGGGCGUUAUAUAAUCUUGUAUAUUUAUUGUUUUGCGAUAGUAGUGAUGUAAUGCCUGCAAGUAAACAAUCUCAACCUUUUUCCCGAGCAAAGAUGAAACGGCACUUUAUAACCCUAUUCAUAGUUUAGAGGAUUUAUGUUUGAUUGCAAAACACAACACAAGAAUAUAAUCAUAUUAGUCCCUCAAUUAUGUAUGUCCCAAAGGACAGUGUUCAUUUGGAUGAUGUGGAAUGUCUCUAAAAAUAGGUGUCUCUAUAUAAUGCAAUUCCAUCUCUAUGAUGCGUCUAUAAGAUAUUCUAAAAUUGUACAGACUGUAGACCAUUUGCAUUAUGUUGACUUUUAAGGGACGGUUAGUGCAUGUCCUAAGGCUGUUAUCAUGGGUUAGCCACUCUGCUACUCCAGUUUUCAUGUUUUAUUUCAGAGUGUGUUGUUAUUACUGAAUGACUUUAUAAUACCUGAUGUUCAAAGAAUGGCUCUAUUAUUAAAGAUGUUUGUUUUUCA
Molecule: messenger RNA, 2848 nt
Organism: Coregonus clupeaformis (lake whitefish)
Lineage: Eukaryota; Metazoa; Chordata; Actinopteri; Salmoniformes; Salmonidae
Gene: micu1
Product: mitochondrial calcium uptake 1
Exons: 15
Coding region: 219-1694 (491 amino acids)
Biological process (GO): calcium import into the mitochondrion; mitochondrial calcium ion homeostasis
Cellular component (GO): uniplex complex
Molecular function (GO): calcium ion binding
Source: RefSeq, a predicted model, not a curated record